Lobosporangium transversale is the source of this 1326-nucleotide messenger RNA. Its product is annotated as basic membrane protein-domain-containing protein. The transcript has 3 exons. The record is from RefSeq and is a predicted model, not a curated record. NCBI's taxonomy places the organism in Eukaryota, Fungi, Mortierellomycota, Mortierellomycetes, Mortierellales, Mortierellaceae. The coding region runs from base 1 to 1326 and encodes 441 amino acids. Gene Ontology annotation, cellular component: plasma membrane.
AUGUACUCCAACUUCUUCCAAGUAGAUGUCCAUGCUGCAGCUGUGAUUCUUCUGCUGUCACUACACUGCAUUACUGGGGCUUUAGCGCUUCAGACCAACAGCAACAGUAACGUCAAUAUGGCCCUUGUUUUGCAAGGUGGUCCGGAUGGGACUAAGGAAGGGACGAGUAACGCGAUGGCACUCCAGGGGGCUAAGGAGGCAUGUAUCGGGAACUUGCCUACGAAUGCAGGUUAUCAAUACAAAACCUGUACGUUGCACACGUUCACACCUGCGUCAGAGACGCUGCAAGCUUAUUCGAGCUUGAUUCCUCCCAAGGCGAAGGAGAAUGAUUUUAUGAUGGCUCUUGGGUAUUUCCCCUCAAAGGCCAUUCAAGCUGCAGCGAAUACAAAUGGCCAGAAGUUGUUUGCAAUCGCAGAUUUCGAGUUUACACCGCCAGUGGCGAACAUUGUGAGUGUGAUGUAUUCAGAGGAUCAGAUCGGUUAUUUGGCCGGUCUCUUGGCAGGUGAAGUAGCCAAGACACGGGGAGGAAAAGUCGCAGUCAUUGGAGGAAUAGACCAGCCUAGUGUGCGCCGCCAAGUGAACGGGUUCGGUAACGGCGUUAAGGCUUCGUGUUCAACCUGUCGUGCCUAUGGUAUCUAUGCAGGGACCUUUGAUGCAGAUCCAAAGACAUCGACCUCUGUGUCCCAGGCGUUCAAAUCGCGUAAAGUGAGUGUGGUGUUUAAUGCAGCCUCGAUUUUUGGAACCACGACGCUCAAGAAUCUGACAGUGCAGCAAGGGGUCUAUGGGAUCGGAUCUGGAUCGGAUGAAUGGGUUACGAACUGGGCGUAUGGGUCUGUCCCCGGUAGCGAGCAUAUCUUGACAUCGAUUCAGACUGAUUACAGGGUCCUUGUGCGAUCUGUGAUGCAGAGUGUGUUACGGGCCAACUUAACAGGUGGAUCGACGGUUUUCUUCGGUGUGAAUGCUGAUGCAGCGCAGAGUGCCAUUAAAUUGGCACCAGUGCAUGAGGCUUCGAAUGUGUUUACGAAGGAGCUACAAAACAAGAUGGAAGGGUACAUUGAAGACAUUACCAAGGGUAAACUCAAGACCGGAGUAGAUCAUAAGACGGGUGAAACCCCAACUAGCGUCGAGCUCCUAUCACUGACUGCUAAUGACUCCAAAGAAUCGAAUAAUGACGAGGAUAGGACCAAUUCUACAGUCGAAUUAACCUCGUCAUCGCACACUUCAUCAGCAUCGCUACUACUAUCGUUUGGCGAUCAGAGCCAGAAGAUGGUUUAUUUUACAGAGUUGUUAUUGAUUGUGUUUAUGGUUCAGAUGAUGAUGGUUUAA